This is a messenger RNA of Caenorhabditis bovis, 966 nucleotides long. Lineage: Eukaryota; Metazoa; Nematoda; Chromadorea; Rhabditida; Rhabditidae. The record is from the annotation of a GenBank genome assembly.
AUGUUUGCCCUUGUGUUGGAUGUCUUCAAGUACUGCUUCGCGAGCUAUUGCGUCGUUCGACUUCUCAAGUUCUUAUUCAUUCUUGCCAAAUCCAUUAUGGUCUAUUUCUUGACGCCAGAGUACAAUAUUGAUAAUUUGAAAGACUCGUGGACUGUAAUUACUGGCGGAACUGAUGGAAUUGGACGCGCUUACAUUGAAGAACUCGCCAGAACCAGAAAAAUCAGCAAGUUCUAUUUGAUCGGACGCAAUCAGGCCAAACUAGAGAAGACUUCUUCGGAGCUUAAACGCGAUUACAACGCCGAGGUGAAAUACCACAUUUUUGAUUUUGAGCAUGAUGACUAUUCGAAGUUGCCACAGGAAUUGGAGAAUGACGUUGACGUUGGAAUCUUGAUCAAUUGCGCUGGAAUCGCGCCAACACAAGUCGGCAACCUCGUCGAACUCGAAAAAGGACUCGCUUCUAAGAUCCUUAGAGUCAACCUAAUGUCAACUGUGAAGAUGAUCGAGCUGGUGUUGCCGGGAAUGUUGAAGAGAAACAAGGGAUGCGUUGUCAAUGUCUCCUCAAUAACGGGUUGGCGCCCGCUACCAUACAUAAGCUCCUACCCAGCCAGCAAGGCAGCUCUUUCAUUCUUCUCCGAUGCAUUGUCCGACGAAUUCCGUUCAAGCAAUGUCAGAAUUCAGUGUCUUAUUCCAAUGCUUGUCGCCACCAAAGUCGCUUCCUAUGAGACCGAAGAAGCCAAUGACAUCUUCGUCGUGACUCCAGAGAACUUCGCUAGGCAAGCAGUCCGUAUAAUCGGAACUCGUUGGGAGAUAACCACCGGUUGCAUUCAACACGAUAUUCAGGUGGCUUUCGGCACACUUGUGUCAUUCUGGGUGUUCAAAGUUCUUUUCGUGCCACUUGUCAUGCUUGGAAUUCACAAGGAGCGCGUCGCCGCCUACCAGAAAAAGAAUAGUCAGAAACAGAAGUGA